AUGAAGAGAAAGCGUCCACAAAUUGUGGAUGAUGAAGAUUCUUCAAGUAAUGAUACGUUUAUCAAUAAUAGUGACUAUGAUGUAAAAGACCUGCACGAGGAUGUAGCCAGUGACGUUGAUACUUCUUCUAUAGACCAAGAGCAAAGUCAAGAACAGAUGGAAAUGGAUGAAAGAGAAAGAGAAGAAGAAGAAGAAGAAGAAGAGGAGGAAAAGAAAGGAGACACAAAAUCAUUGAACUUGACGACAGAUUCAAUUACAAAGAAUCUAGAAAAUGUUGAUGAAAAUGCACUGGAAAAUGAAAUUGAUGAUAAAUUACAACAUAGUCAAAAUGAAGAGAGUAUUAAUAAAGUUGACGACGACCCUGAGCUCACUUCAAGAGAUUCGGGACAUACACAGGGUCUAAAUUCCACCAACAAGCUUAUAACAGAUGUCAAGCAGCAACGACCGGCUUCCGCUGAGCUCACUUCCUCGCCCACACCUCGAACUACUUCAACUUUAGCUUCGACUUCCACUUCUACCUCCACACCUACAGCUACAUCUACAAAUACAGCAACAGUUGAAAACGUUACUUCUAUUAAGGAGAAUUCUCAGCCACUUGAUGACCACAAAGAAAUCACGGAUGAAAAGAGCCAACAUGUACCAACACACGCGCACAAUCAACCAAGACUAGUUAUUGAAAAGUUGGUGUUGACAAAUUUCAAAUCCUAUGCUGGGUGCCAAACCAUUGGACCAUUUCAUUCAUCUUUUUCCUCUGUUGUGGGACCUAAUGGAAGUGGUAAAUCCAACGUGAUUGAUGCAAUGUUGUUUGUGUUUGGUUUCAAAGCAACCAAAAUGAGACAAGGCAAGAUAUCAGAGCUUAUACACAAUUCCGGAGAGGAGAAACCCGAUUUUUGUCAAGUUGAUAUACACUUUAAACAAGUCAUUGACGAUCAUGAAAAGUCACAUAAAGUAGAUGCUCCUCUAGAUUCCGAGUUGAUAAUCUCGAGAAAGGCUUAUCAAAAUAACCAGUCUUUUUAUUACAUAAAUGAUAAGAAAAGUACAUAUACAGAGGUGACAUCUUUGCUCAAAAACCAGGGGAUCGAUCUCGAUCAUAAAAGGUUUCUUAUUCUUCAAGGUGAGGUUGAGUCGAUUGCUCAGAUGAAGGCCAAAGCAGAAAAAGAAGGUGAGGAUGGGCUUUUGGAAUACUUGGAAGACAUCAUUGGAACAACAAAGUACAAACAAUUGAUUGAAAAUAGCACUUUGGAAAUUGAAGAGCUAAACACGGCUUGUCAAGAAAAAUCAGCACGAUUUGACUUUGUUGAAAAGGACAAGAACUUGCUUGACGAAAAGAAAGCAGAGGCUUUGAGGUUUCUUGAACAAGAGAAGAAACUAAGUACAUUAAAAGGAUUAAAGUAUCAAUCAAAAGCACGUGUGUACCAGGGUCAAAUUGCUGCUAAGGAAGAAGAGGUGAGUGAGCUUUCUAAAAAGCUCGAGGAAAAAAGGGACUCCAACAGGGAAGUGCUUGCACUAAUUGAGGCUGAUACAAAGAAGCAAAAAGAAGUCAAAGGGGAAGUGAAGACUUUAUUGGCUAAAAUUGACAAGUUAAACAAGGAAAAGAAAGAUUUGAACAAACAAAAUGUCUCAUUUGAAGAAAAAACCAAGAGUAUGGAAACCAAGUUGAAGAAAGCGCAAAAGGCUAAAAAUGCACUGACGCAUUCGUUGAAUAACGCUAAACAGAGCCUUGCAACUUAUUCAAACUCAUCUUCGCAAUACACGAUUGAAAUUGAUGCUUUGAAUGUGAAGUUUGCAGAAGAAGAAGAGAAAUUGAUGCGAAUGAGAGAAAACCUUACUGAGCGAACUUCGGGGUUCACCCAGGAAGUAGAGUCAUUGCGCAAGCAAAUGGAACCAUGGACCACGGCCUUAAAGGAAAAUGAAAACAACUCGCAACUUCUUCAAUCGAAUAUUGAACUUUUGGAAUCACAGAUGAAUGCUAAAAAGACACAAUUGGAAAAUAGCAAGCAAAGACUUCGGCAAAUCAAGACUGAAGGAAAGGCAAAAGAAGCUGAGUAUAUGGAGAAAGAAAGUGAUUUGGAAAAGAUCGAGGAGCAAUGUGCAUUGGGAGAAGAGCAGGUUAACAUGCUCAAAUCUGUUUUGGAAAAGAUGAAACAACAGAUAACCAAACAAAGGAAUAAACUUCAGGACUCAUUGGCUAUAAUGCAAGCUCGUGAUAACAAAAAUAGCGUGUUGGCUGCAUUAACCAAAUUGGGCAAGUCGGGUAGAAUCGAAGGCUUUUACGGUAGAUUGGGAGAUUUGGGUACCAUUGAUGAGAAAUACGACGUGGCCAUAUCGACCGCAGCACCAGGAUUGGAUUCAAUGGUUGUUGAAACUGUUGAAACUGCACAAGCUUGCAUCGAUUAUCUCCGAAAAAACAGGUUAGGAUACGCUAAUUUCAUUUGUCUUGACAAGUUGAGUAAAUUUGACUUAUCUCCAAUCCAGGUUCCAGGAGACCCAGCACGGAUAAAGAGACUUUUUGAUUUGAUCAAGCCCAGUAAUUCAAAAUUUGCACCAGCGUUUUUCAGCAAGAUGUUCAAUACUUUAGUUGCGCCGAAUUUAAAUGAAGCGAAAGCAGUGGCUUAUGGAGCUCGUCGAUGGAAAGUGGUGACUUUGGAUGGUAAGGUUAUUGAUACUUUUGGAACAAUGUCUGGAGGUGGUAACUACGUCCAAAGAGGUGCCAUGAAACUAUCUUCUGCCGAACGUGCUCAAAGUCGCGAAGAAGACGUUGAUGAGCUGGACAUAGAGCAGAUGCGUUCCAAAUUGAGAGAAAUGGAGGAACAGCUCGAAGAAACCAAUCGGGAAUACAAUGAAAGUAUAGCUGCUCUCAAGAAAGUCAAGGCUUUGGAGCCAGAGACAAGACUUGCGUUGGAUAGAUUAAAAUUGGACAUAGCUGGUCUAGCGUCUGAGAUGAAGGAUGUUUCUGAGCUCCGUAAGAGUUUGAUUGUUGAACAAGAAGAAAUGGAAAUAAACAAUCCAUUUGAAAGUCAAAUUUUAGAAAAGAAGGACCAAUUGGAAAAAUUGAAACGCGAAAAACUUAGACUUAAAGAGGAGAUGGCAGAAUCUGAAUUUCGAAUGUCUGAAUUGGAACAGAAGAUUAUGGAGGCUGGUGGUGUAGAAUUGAAGGUUCAAAAUUCCAAGGUUGAUUCCAUCAAGAAACAAAUUUCCAUAAUAAACGAAAAGACCAGUGGCGACCGAAUUGCAGUAAAGAAAUUGGAAAGCGAUAUUCUGCGACAUCAACGACUGAUUGAACAGGCUGAAUGUGAGAUUAAAGAGUUUGAAAAUGCACUUGAAGAUUUGAAGAGCUCACACAAAGAGAUUGUUUCUCAGAUACAUUCAUUAGAAGAAAAGAUUCAUGCCGUUGAGCAAGAGAAGAUUGACAAGGAUGAACAGUUGGAAGUUUUGCGUGUUGCAUUGGAAGAAAAGGAAGAAGAAAUUUCUGCGUUUAAACAAUACGAAGUGGAAACAAAUAACCAAUUGGAGAAAAUUAAUGGUAUUUUAAGAAAGAUAGUUUAUUCGAUGAAGGAGUGCGAAAAGGCUUUCCAAUCGAUAGAGUUUAGGGAUGCCACGCCUUAUGUGUAUUGGCUUGACGAAGAAGAACAGGCGAGGUAUAUUGCGUCUGAUCAGGAUAAAUUAACAGAUGUCGAAAUAGAUGAUAUUGAUUUGGAUGCAGUCGAGUCGGAGAUUGAAGAGAUUGAGAAAUACAUGUCCACAAUUCAAGUCGAUAUUGAGAUCUUGAAAGAAUAUGGGGUUAAGAUUCGCGAAUACAAUGAAAGAAGAGAGGAUUUGAACCGAGCAGUAGAGGAGCGGGAUGAAAAAAGAGAUUAUUGCGAGGACUUGAAAAGGAAAAGAUUGGACGAAUUUAUGGUUGGUUUUAGUACUAUAUCAAUGACACUAAAAGAGAUGUAUCGAAUGAUUACUAUGGGAGGAAAUGCAGAAUUGGAAUUGGUGGACAGUUUAGAUCCAUUCUCAGAGGGUAUUUUGUUUAGUGUUAUGCCUCCAAAGAAAUCAUGGAGGAACAUUUCCAAUUUGUCAGGUGGUGAAAAGACAUUGAGUUCCUUGGCAUUGGUAUUUGCUUUGCACAAGUAUAAGCCUACCCCGCUCUAUGUGAUGGACGAGAUCGAUGCGGCAUUGGAUUUCCGAAAUGUGUCAAUUGUCGCCAACUACAUAAAGGAAAGAACAAAGAAUGCACAGUUUAUUGUGAUUUCGUUGCGAAACAAUAUGUUUGAGUUGGCGCAAAAGCUCAUUGGAAUUUUCAAAUAUGAAAAUAAAACCAAAAGUGUUCCCAUAUUGAACAUCGAAUUGGAGGAUAUAGAAUAG
Molecule: messenger RNA, 4350 nt
Organism: Lodderomyces elongisporus
Lineage: Eukaryota; Fungi; Ascomycota; Pichiomycetes; Serinales; Debaryomycetaceae
Gene: SMC4
Product: condensin subunit
Exons: 1
Coding region: 1-4350 (1449 amino acids)
Biological process (GO): mitotic chromosome condensation
Cellular component (GO): chromosome; condensin complex
Molecular function (GO): ATP binding; protein binding
Source: RefSeq, a predicted model, not a curated record